CGGCCCCAGCGCGAGCGGCGGCGGCGGCGGGCCCGGCGCGGCUCCCUCAGGCUGCUGCAGGAUGGGUGACGACCGGCCCUUCGUGUGCGGCGCCCCGGGCUGCGGACAGAGGUUCACAAACGAGGACCACCUGGCGGUCCAUAAACACAAGCACGAGAUGACAUUGAAAUUCGGCCCCGCUCGCACCGACUCCGUCAUCAUCGCAGAUCAGACCCCGACCCCGACGCGGUUCCUGAAGAACUGUGAGGAGGUGGGACUCUUCAACGAGCUGGCCAGCUCCUUCGAGCACGAGUUCAAGAAAGCGGCUGAGGAUGAUGAGAAAAAGAGCCCGGGGGCCCUGGACAUGUCUCUGCCCCCCACGCCGGACAUGAAGAUCAAGGAGGAGGAGCCGGUGGAGGUGGACUCGUCCCCGCCGGACAGUCCCGCGCCGCGGCCGCGCUCGGCCCCGCGCCAGGACAAGGAGAGCCCCUCCAGGCCCGUGAUCCUCUCCACGCCCACGCCCACCAUCGUGCGGCCGGGCUCGCUGCCGCUGCACCUGGGGGGCUACGAGCCCCUGCACCCCACGCUGCCGUCCCCCACCUCCGUCAUCACCCAGGCGCCCCCCUCCAACAGACAGCUGGGGUCUCCCGGCGGCUCCCUCCCGCUCGUGGUGCAGCUCGCCAACGGGCAGACCGUGCCCGUGCUGCCCGGCCCCGCCGUGCAGAUGCCCUCAGUCAUCUCGCUGGCCCGGCCCAUGGCCAUGGUGCCCAACAUCCCCGGCAUUCCCGGGCCCCCCAUCAACAGCAGCGGGUCCCUGUCGCCCUCCGGACUGCCGGUGCACUCCGAGGCCAAAAUGAGGCUGAAGGCCAGCCUGGCCGGUUCCUCCUCGCUGAACGGCGGCGGCCUGGCGGUGGGCUCGGCCAGCAGCAUGGUGACCGCGCGGCCGGAGCAGAGCCAGGCCCUGGGCCAGCACCCCGACGCGCCCUCGCCGGCCCAGCCCCAGGUGUCCCCUGCCCAGCCCACGCCCAGCACGGGCGGGCGCCGGCGGCGCGCGGCGGACGAGGACCCGGACGAGCGGCGGCAGCGCUUCCUGGAGCGGAACCGCGCGGCCGCCUCGCGCUGCCGCCAGAAGCGCAAGCUCUGGGUGUCCUCCCUGGAGAAGAAAGCCGAGGAGCUGACCAGCCAGAACAUCCAGCUGAGCGUGAAACGAGGUGACGCUGCUCCGGAACGAGGUGGCUCAGCUGAAGCAGCUGCUGCUGGCCCACAAGGACUGUCCCGUCACCGCCCUGCAGAAGAAGAGCCAGGGAUACCUGGGCAGCCCGAAGGAGCGCUCGGAGCCCGCGGGCUCUCCCGCGCCCGUCAUCCAGCACAGCUCGGGCCCCAACGGGCUGGGGGGCGCCGCGCGUUCGGCCGCCGAGGCCGUGGCCACCUCGGUGCUGGCGCAGCUGGCCGGGCAAAGGACAGAGCUGGCCGUGCCCGCGGCCUCGCCCGUCAUCAUGGCCCCACAGUCGCAGUCUGCCGGCAGAUGAUGGCCCGGAGCGCGCUCGGACUGGCCGCGGGACCCUUCCUCUGCAGUCUGGGGUUUUCUCUUCUCUUGUUCCGUGCUGAGUUAAGGGCGGCUCCGGCGCUCCCCCACUGCCCGCGGAGCUCUGGGGCAGAGCCCCGGGAGGGGCGGGUUCGGCCAUCGUGGGGCAAACACUAAAUGGCCCGGCCCUGGCAGGGGGCUGUGACACUCCUGUCCCCUGGGCUGGGGGCUGUGACACUCCUGCUGUCCCCUGGCAGGGGGAUGUGACACUCCUGCAGGACGCUGUGACACUCCUGUCCCCUGGGCGGGGGGCUGUGACACUCCUGCUGUCCCCAGGCAGGACUCUGUGACACUCCUGUCCCCAGGCAGGACUCUGUGACACUCCUGCAGGACUCUGUGACACUCCUGCUGUCCCCAGGCAGGACGCUGUGACACUCCCGCUGUCCCCUGGCAGGACGCUGUGACCCUCCUGCUGUCCCCUGGCAGGACUCUGUGACACUCCCGCUGUCCCCGUGCUGUCCCAGCCCCGUCCCCGCUCCCCGAACCGUUGCACCUUCACCCGGAGCCCCCCGGAGCUCUGAGCUGCCCCAGCCCCAGCCCCAGCCGUGGAUUUUGGGGUCCCUGGGCGCUCGGGGGUCCCGGGCCAGGGCUGCUCCCGCCUCCCCGGGAAUUGGGGCUCCGCUGUGGGACGCAGGGACAGCAGCCGGAGCCACCCCAAAGCCUGUCACCUCCCGCCCACGGACCGCGCUGACCGCGGCAAUGGUGGCCUUAAAUCCCGGAUUGUUCCUGACCGAGGGGAGGGGGCAGACAAAGGAUUCACCCCCGGGCCGGGGCAGGGCCGGAUCCCUCCUGCGCGGGGAGGAGCUGCACCGGGUCCUGGUCCUGCCGGGGGCGCUGGGUGUCCCCUGUGUCCCUGCGGGGACGGGGACGGGGCAUGGGGCAUGGGGCAGGGGGGAUGGGGCAGGGGGCAUGGGAGGGGCUCCGCCGGCUUUUGGGAUGUGGAGGGAAUCUUGUCCCGCUCCCUGGAACGGCUCCAGCCCUCGGAAUUCCGGCCCCUCACAGGUCCCCCCUCAGCCAACCCCCCUCAGGUCAGGUCGCACUCGCCACUUUGGAGCCGGUUGGAUUCUCCAGGUGAUUCCGGUGGUUUCCCACACUUGGAAGGUUCCCAGGGACAGCAAACCCCAAAGCCAGGGCUGAGCAGGAGGAGACGGGGAUGUGAGCGCUGCUGGGAGAGUCCUGAGCUUUGGGGUCUGCCCAGCGAUGGAA
Molecule: messenger RNA, 2770 nt
Organism: Taeniopygia guttata (zebra finch)
Lineage: Eukaryota; Metazoa; Chordata; Aves; Passeriformes; Estrildidae
Source: RefSeq, a predicted model, not a curated record